AUGAUCAAUAAAGGAAAUUGUUCAUUAAUUAUCGAUUAUUGUGGACAUCAUGGAGUGUGCGUGGAUAACUCAUGCCAAUGUUUACCCUUUUAUAGUGGUUCCCGGUGCAAUACUUCUUAUUAUGUUUCACUUGGGAAAAUAGGAAGAGUUUGGGAUUUAUUUUUUAUAAUUAGCUUUGGAUUGGUCUUAUCAAAUUUAUUAUUUUUAAUUAUAAACCCAUUUGGAAAAAGAGAAUUAAAAAAUCAGAUCUAUUUGCAACUAUUUGGUGGUUUUGGUAUAUUUUUUAUAUUUUCAUCUUAUUUAUUGGUAUUGGUAUAUUGGAUUAGUUUAUACCAUAGAUCCUAUGGAGAUGGGAAAAAUGGGAUCAAAAGCACUACUAUUAAUCCUUCAGCUCGAAAUUUUUUAUAA
Molecule: messenger RNA, 408 nt
Organism: Dictyostelium purpureum
Lineage: Eukaryota; Evosea; Eumycetozoa; Dictyosteliales; Dictyosteliaceae
Exons: 2
Coding region: 1-408 (135 amino acids)
Source: RefSeq, a predicted model, not a curated record